This is a messenger RNA of Auxenochlorella protothecoides, 807 nucleotides long. Its product is annotated as AP2-like ethylene-responsive transcription factor SNZ. The coding region runs from base 1 to 807 and encodes 268 amino acids. Gene Ontology annotation, molecular function: DNA-binding transcription factor activity; DNA binding. The record is from RefSeq and is a predicted model, not a curated record. Gene Ontology annotation, biological process: regulation of DNA-templated transcription. Lineage: Eukaryota; Viridiplantae; Chlorophyta; Trebouxiophyceae; Chlorellales; Chlorellaceae. The transcript has 5 exons.
AUGGCAGCAGCGAUAGAACAAUUCCAGAAGUCCGAGACGAGCCCAACGGGCAGGCCCAGCGGGGAUGCGGAGCACAACGUGUCCCGUUUCGACACGGCGGAACUCAUGGCGCGCGUUCGAGCCCUGGCCCAGUUCCCGGAGGAGCUCCCGGCAAUCUACAGUCGUGCCAAGCCAUCUUCUGCCUCGCUGCAAGCGGUGUAUGGGUGGCAGGACCUGCGGCGGCGGCGUGAGUUGGAGCUCCUCUCCGCGUACGGCGGCAGCGCCAUGCAGCCCUCAACCUUUGUGCCCACGACCCAGCUGCCGCUGGUGCACUCUCCUUCGACGCUGCACAGCAAUGAUGCCAUCGAGCGGCCCACCACCUCCCUCCCCCGCCAGGUCAGUGGCAUGCUGGGCAAGACGUCCAAGCACCACAAGGCCAAGGGGAACAGCAACGGGCGGACCUACACCAGCAAGUUCCGGGGGGUGCACCAGACCUUCCCCACCAAGCGAUGGGAGGCCCAGUUCCGGCGCAACGGCAAGCCCACCUCGCUCGGCUGCUUCGACGCGGAGGAGGAGGCGGCGCGCGCCUACGACAAGAUGAUGCUGUGGUGCGAGCUGCACCAUGCCACUGGGGUCAAGGGUGGCAUCACCAACUUUGACCACUCGGACUACGAGCAGGACGUGUCGUGGCUGCUCAACAUCACCCAGGACGACCUGGUCCAGCUUCUGAGGAGCGAUGGGAGGCAGCAGGCCCAGAGGCGAACGAUGCGCCAGAAGCGAGACCAGGUACUGUACAGCGGCGCUGGAGCCUCUGGCGACGACGACUGA